AUGGCGCAGGGCCACUCGCCUGAGGGCGUGUACCUGCCCGUCAAACAGGCCAUUCCAGAAGAAAGCGAGGACGCUAAUAACGGACAUGCCAUGCGAGAUGAUUCGAGGCAUUUCCAAGGCAGGGUUACUGAUAGAGAAGAGGGCGAGGAGCCCACUCCCCACAACGAGGACAGGCGCGCCAGCUCGCUCCAACACAGCGCUGACGAGGACGGCCAAUCACGGCUCCUGCACAGCCUGCCGUGGGCCCCACCAGCAGGCGGGCGGCGCAGGCUGCUGGCUCUCGGCGACGUGCAGUACCCCCUGGAUGGCUACUUCCUUAGCAAAUCCGGCCUAUACUACGUGCAGGUGCAGCUGGGGUGGCAGAGGCAGCCCGUGAACCUGCAGGUGGACACGGGCAGUGACCUGCUGUGGACGCGCUGUGUCUGCCCCUCUUGCCCUCCGCCCCACCCCGCCACCAAUCACACCCAGGUGGGUCUUCGGGGCGUACUGUGCUGUGCCAUUUGUCGGAUAGAUGUCAGAUUAGUGUGA
Molecule: messenger RNA, 528 nt
Organism: Closterium sp. Yama58-4
Lineage: Eukaryota; Viridiplantae; Streptophyta; Zygnematophyceae; Desmidiales; Closteriaceae
Source: the annotation of a GenBank genome assembly